Acanthamoeba castellanii str. Neff is the source of this 639-nucleotide messenger RNA. RefSeq lists its product as uncharacterized. NCBI's taxonomy places the organism in Eukaryota, Discosea, Longamoebia, Acanthamoebidae. The transcript is spliced from 5 exons. The coding region runs from base 1 to 639 and encodes 212 amino acids. The record is from RefSeq and is a predicted model, not a curated record.
AUGAUGAUGCUCAAGCCCAACGCCACCUUCAAGGAGUUCGCGGAGGACAACUAUUGCAAACAGAGCAUUCGCGUGGCGGAAAGCUUCAUUCUCAAAAACACAAAGAACAUCAUUUGGGUGAACAAGGACAAGCACACGGUGGACGAGAUGCAGAAGCUACUCAAGGUGAACUGCCUGCACAAGGGCGACUUCGGGUCAUGCAAGGGCAAGAAGUGGAUGGUGGCGGUGGACGGAUCCAAUUCCUCCUACCUGGCCCUCGAAGAGACCCUCAAGCUGGCCGACCCCGUCAAGGACCAUGUGUUCGUCAUCACAGUUCGGGAGAAGACGAAGGUGUCGAAGAGGGCCAAGACGCUGGAGGCCGACGUGCGGCUCAACUUUGAGAUGUGGAAAGCGGCCCGCGACAUCGCCACCUCAUGUGACGAUCGGAUGAAGGAGUCCGAGUACGAGUACACUGUUUUGUUCCCCGACGCGUACGAUGCCCGAAGAAUGCUCGUCAACCUGUGCCACCGAUUCAAGGUGGACUACCUCUGCAUUGGCAAACACAAGAAGGGCGAGAGAAAGACAAGGCCAUUCACCUUCAAGAAGUCCAUGGCCGUAUACGCCAACAAGAAGGCUUUGUGCCAAGUUCUCCUCUUCUGA